AUGUCAUUAUCCGCCGCCCGGUUCCUGAUGGCCCGGGAAGCCGGCUCCAUGCCAGCGGAAACACCGGUAUCGUUACUCGAUAUUGGCAAUCUAUUCAUACCGCUCCGGGCAUUCUAUACGUGGAGGACUGCGGAAGAAUCACAACACGCAGCUACACAGGAAAGAGCUUCCACUCUUGUGUCUUCCAGAGACGGAGAAGACAGGAAAACUGUCAUCAUGAACGCCUCUAGAUCUGGCUUUCAGCCAAGCCUCCAGGUAUGGGUCAGGAAUGGCAGUCUGGAGAACCCUCGCAAGUUUUACAAUCAGGACUUCAAUUCCCUGAGAGACUGUCACCUGAAGAAGGGAACUCUGUUUGUUGAUGACGCCUUUCCCGCUAACCUCAACAGCAUCGGAUCUGGAAAGGACCUCGAUAUCAACACAAGGAAAAUAGAAACACACGGCAAAAAGCCGCAUUUGGUAGUUGAAGGCACGAGCUUAUUUGACAUUUUACAGAGUAAGCGACUAGGUGACUGUUGGUUCCUCUGUGCAAUGGGGGCUCUCACGCUAAAGCCAAACUUACUGAAGAACGUCAUGCCAGGAAAUCAAGAGUACGACGCAAAUUAUGCUGGAAUCUUUCAUUUCAGGUUAUGGCACCUCGGCGAGUGGGUGGACAUUGUCAUAGACGAUAUGCUGCCAUUUUUGAAUGGAGAGUUCCUAUACGUUCAACCAUCCUCCGCCAAUGAAUUCUGGCCUUGUCUUUUGGAAAAAGCCUAUGCAAAACUUUUGGGUUCAUACCAAAACUUGCAUUGGGGGUUCCCUGAGGAAGCCUUUGUGAACCUGACAGGUGGGAUAACUAUGACAUUUGAUCUCAAGAGCGUGCAAUUACAACGGAAUUACUUCUGGCAAAUGAUCAGCAAAGCGAGUCCGGACACAGUGAUGGCCUGUGUCAAUGGCAAACAGAAAGAAGCUCUUGACUUCCGGAGGGCAAGUGUACCGAUCACUCAUAUUGCAGAAAAUCCAGUUCUCAUUAACGGUCUGGUGCAGUCUCAUGCAUAUUGCAUAACGGACACUACACAGGUCGAAAUGAAAGAUGGAUUUGUUAAAUUAAUUCGGCUUUGGAAUCCUUGGGGUCAGGGAGAAUGGCGAGGAGCCUGGAAUGAUAAAAGUCCCACCUGGACGGAACUGAGAGAGGAAGAUAGGCAGAGGCUGCGGAGGGUCAGGGAUGAUGGUGAAUUCUGGAUGUCUUGGGAAGAUUUUUCUUUGGAGUUUUCCAUAAUUAUUCUCUGCAAUCACACCCCUGACUUCCUAGACUGGGGAGGACAGCACAGGAGAUGGUACAAGAAAAUGUUCUGGAACCGCUGGACCAAAGACGAGCUGUUCAGCAGGAACCCUCAGUACAUGAUAACCGUGACGUCUUCUGAUGAGGUGAACAAAGGGUACAAUGCGGUCAUAUUGCUCAUGCAAAGCAGCAGGAAUCGGCAAAAAUUUGAAGGUCAAUGGCUCCCAAUUGGAUUUAAGCUCUUUAAGGUAGGUAGUCAGUUCCAGGACACACGUGAGCCUCUGCCAGCUUCCUUCUUCAAUCGGGAGAGGCUAACAAAGUUGGAGGUUUGCAGACAGCGUGACACUACAAUGUCCUAUGGGCUGGCAGCGGGGAAAUAUGUAGUUGUCCCGUACACAAUGGAGAAAGAAAAGGAGGCUUCAUUUCUGCUGCAGAUAUUCCUGAAGAGCAAAGACUGUGCAAUUGAACUGAGCCCGGUGGAAAAAAUGAAGGAACAUGAAACUCACCCUUAUGAAGGUGUCUUCAAGCGCUAUGCCACUAAGGGAGCUAUAAGGAACUCCUGGGUUUUACAGAAGUGUCUGAAUGAGGUCUUUAUAAAAGACUUUCCUUAUGCAAAUGGAGUCAAAUUCACAAUUGAGAGCAGUCGUGGAUUGCUGGCAUCGAUGGAUGUAUCCUUUACGGGUAAGCUGGAGCUGGAUAACUUCUCUAGCUUGUGGAGAUACCUUACACAGUUUAAGGAUAUAUUUGCCGACAUUGAUAGCAAUCGCUGCGGUUACUUAAAUUCAGCAGAACUUCGUAAAGCAGUGAAUCGAGCAGGACUAAACGUGAGCAAAGACUUGUUUAAUCUCAUAAUUGCUCGCUAUGGAGACUCUGAAGAUAAACUAAACUUUGUAGACUAUCUGCUGUGUAUGGCGAGACUGAAAGCAGCUGCAAAAACCUUCAUGAAGCUAUCGGACGAUGGAAACGAAGUUUGCAUUAAUCAGGAGAAGUGGAUGGAACUAAUGGUGUGA
This is a messenger RNA of Nanorana parkeri, 2268 nucleotides long. RefSeq names its product calpain-13-like. The transcript has 23 exons. The record is from RefSeq and is a predicted model, not a curated record. Lineage: Eukaryota; Metazoa; Chordata; Amphibia; Anura; Dicroglossidae. Gene Ontology annotation, cellular component: cytoplasm. Gene Ontology annotation, biological process: proteolysis. Bases 1 to 2268 code for a protein of 755 amino acids. Gene Ontology annotation, molecular function: calcium ion binding; calcium-dependent cysteine-type endopeptidase activity.